Messenger RNA from Drosophila innubila, 2266 nucleotides. It is a transcript of the gene Sox14, whose product is annotated as putative transcription factor SOX-14. Lineage: Eukaryota; Metazoa; Arthropoda; Insecta; Diptera; Drosophilidae. The transcript is spliced from 3 exons. The coding region runs from base 527 to 2167 and encodes 546 amino acids. Gene Ontology annotation, biological process: positive regulation of transcription by RNA polymerase II; cell differentiation; anatomical structure morphogenesis. The record is from RefSeq and is a predicted model, not a curated record. Gene Ontology annotation, molecular function: DNA-binding transcription factor activity, RNA polymerase II-specific; RNA polymerase II cis-regulatory region sequence-specific DNA binding.
GUCGCUGUCGCUUUGCGAUUUGUUUUCUGCUGGCUUCUGUUGGCGCUUAGAUUGGAUUGAACAAGAAUGCUCCGUCUUUAGAGCGGAGCAGUCGGUCGCACUAUGUGAUUCCGCUUUAUCGUUAAAUUCGUAAAACGUUAAAUAGAUGCAUAAAUAAAUACAAACACACCAACACAUACAUAUGAGCAUUGAUGAAUACAACAAAAAUAAAUAAAUAUAUGAAACAACAAUGUUAUUGUGCAGUCAACUCAGGAACAAACAGCUAUUAAUACUGCUCUUAAAUAUUAAAAACAAUAUUAAAUAUCGAGCAUAGACACGAGCCCACACAUCCUGCCAUACCUCAGCGGUAGUUGAAGCAACUAAAGCACAACAACUAACGCCGUUACCAACAACAAUUAUUUACAACUAAAAAAAGAUAAAUCUAUAUAUACACACAUAUAAAUAACUGUCAUAAGAAGUUCGGUGCCUGUUGCUGGAUACAUAUAUAUAAUAAAAUACAUCUACAUCAAUCUACAUCAUCUCUACAAUGGAUAACGAUGACAACAGCAACAACAAAAGAUCUCCAACGGAAAUCGGGGACGAUAAUCUGAAUUUGGUUUUCGGUUCAGCACGCGUUCCUGUUAACUCCAGUACUCCAUAUUCUGAUGCAACUCAAACAAAAAAACACUCUCCUGGCCAUAUAAAAAGACCAAUGAAUGCAUUCAUGGUCUGGAGUCAAAUGGAGCGACGAAAGAUCUGCGAGAGAACGCCAGACUUGCAUAAUGCGGAAAUAUCUAAGGAAUUGGGAAGACGAUGGCAGCUUUUGGACAAGGAUGAUAAGCAGCCAUAUAUUAUGGAAGCGGAGAAGCUUCGAAAACUUCAUAUGAUAGAAUAUCCAAAUUAUAAAUAUAGGCCACAAAAAAAACAAUCGCGAUUAUCUGUUGCAUUGAACAGCAACAAAAAUCAAGAUUUAGAUAACAACAACGAUAUUAAGAAUAAUGACUCACACAAUACAUCGACCUCUGUCGCAAUGCCAAUAAAUAAUGGAACAUGCACUGCCGGUCGGAAAAACAAAAGAUCUACCUCAACUUGUCAAUCUGGUACGAUAUCGAAAAGGUCGAGAAACGAUUCAGGUGAUAAUCCAACCAUAAAACAACAACCACAACAACAAAAAUACAAUGUAAAGACACCCUCAGAUACUACUGUCGAUAUUAUACUUCCAUUAGAAAUGGAAAUGGAUAUGGAUAAUAAUUAUUUAAGUUACCCAAAUCAAUCGGAAUUUAUACCAACGUCUAACAACAUUAGUGAAUUGAGUACAGAUUCAAAUGCAGCAGUUAAAACGGAAACGGAAAAUGUAUCUGAGAUUAAUGCAAUGAAUUCCCAAGAUAAUUUAUCAGAUGUGGUAUUCAAAUAUCUUCCACUUUUUGAUUCAUCACCGAAAAAUAAUGAAGACUCAUUGCUUGAGGUGAAUUCAUCACUGUCGCUGCCAAAUAGCCGAGGAGGAGGUGGAGCUGGAGGUGGAGGUGGAACUGGAAGUGUUAGCCAUCAUCAUCAUCUCUUAAAUGCUAUCAAAAGUCAAACGACAUUUGAUGAUUGCCAAACCAUAAGUGAACCCGUAUUUGAUUCAGAGGAGAACAUUGUUAAUUGUGAUGCGAAUUUGCAUUCGGCGAGCCAUCAUUUAUCUUCCACCCCCUAUGUGCCAGAUACCCACGAGUGUUAUGCCGAAGAUUGUGGUUCAGAAAGUGCAUCACAUCAACAUCAGCAAACGUAUGCGGUGCAACCGCAAACAGUAACAAUGAAUAUUGAAAUACAUAAUAGUGCGCUUUCGUAUGGCGGUCAUACAUUCCAAAAUGAUGAUGCAUUCAAUCCAAUUCCAUCGGCGACCGAAGACAGCGACUGCAGCAUUCUAACCUCAACACAUUCGCCUCACAUCGGAUUCUGUAGCAGCAGUAUAAGCAACAGUUUGGUUGAGCCAGAUGGUAUUGCUGGAAACCCAUGUACAUCAUCAUAUUCCACCCAGGACUAUAGCGGCAAUAUAAUUGGAGCACACAAUGAUCUCAACUACACAGUACAUGAUAACGACGGAGCUCUUCUAGCUUACACAUUUGAGGACUUACCACCUCAGCCAACUGGUAGUCAUUUAGAAUUUAAUAACAGAUAUGAGUUUUCAAGUUUAUACAAAAUGUGAGAGAGAAAUAUUUAAGCUUUGUGUAAUUUGUAAUCUGUAAUUUGUAAUUAAUGUUUUUACGUUUAUAAUUAUACACCAAAAUAUAUAUACAUAAAAAUA